Aphidius gifuensis is the source of this 5151-nucleotide messenger RNA. RefSeq names its product phosphatidylinositol 3,4,5-trisphosphate 3-phosphatase and dual-specificity protein phosphatase PTEN (gene Pten). Gene Ontology annotation, molecular function: phosphatidylinositol-3,4,5-trisphosphate 3-phosphatase activity; protein tyrosine phosphatase activity. The coding region runs from base 796 to 2418 and encodes 540 amino acids. The transcript has 8 exons. Gene Ontology annotation, cellular component: nucleus; plasma membrane; cell projection. Gene Ontology annotation, biological process: phosphatidylinositol 3-kinase/protein kinase B signal transduction; regulation of phosphatidylinositol 3-kinase/protein kinase B signal transduction; negative regulation of cell population proliferation. Lineage: Eukaryota; Metazoa; Arthropoda; Insecta; Hymenoptera; Braconidae. The record is from RefSeq and is a predicted model, not a curated record.
GCAAAAACAGGACAAAGCGCCCAUGCCCUCCUUGUUACAUCUUACAUGCCGCAGGGCCGGUGAUGUGUGUGUCUUUUUUUUUUACAAAUUUAAUAUUAUAAUUAAUUAAUAUAAAUAAAUAUUUUAUCAAUAAUUAUAAAUAACAAAAAAACAAUCUUAAAUCAUUGAUAAUUAUUUAAUUAAAAAGAGUGAAUUUUGUGUUAAGCCACGAGGUGACGAAAAAAUAUAUAAAAUUAGUUAAAAAAAUUGUUAAAAAAAUUAAAAAACAUCAAGAUAAACUAAUGUGUAUAUAUAUUCUUAAAAAAUAAUCAACUAAAUAGAUAAUUUUUUUAGUAAAAAAAAAGCUAAAUUAAAUAAUUGAAAAAAAAAAAAAAAAAUAUGUGCAAUUGUAUUUGUGAACGAGAAUGCGUGUCUUGAUGAAUAAAACAGUGAUAAAUGUUUUCAUAGUGUUUGUAUGUGCAUAAAGUGAUAGUGGAAAAAAAAAAAUUUUAAAAAAAAAAAAAAAACUGCAAGAGUUAUGUUAGUGUAUGUGUGUUAAAAAAAAAAAAAAAAAAAAAAAAUUUCUUUUUUUUUUUUUUUCGAAAUUAUAAAAGACGUCUACUAUUUUAUUGAGAAAAAAAUAAAUUACGAGAAAAAGAAAAACCGUUAAAGAGUCAACUAUUAGAGAGCUGUCACAUGAUGAUGAUGAUGACAAUGAUGACAAUGAUGAUGACAAUAAUGAUGAUAAUUAAUAAAAAAUGAAUAUAAUUAUUGACUGAUGAUGAUGAGUAAGAAAAUGAAAAAAUUAGAAGACUUAUGCUGUACGCAUUGAUGGGUAUAUGUUUGUCCUGUAGACGACCAUCAAAUUGUCGAUUAAAUAAUAAAAUUUCUGAGCACAUUCCGGCAUCAGUAACACCCCUCCAUGUUUGUCUGGAGGAACAAGGAAGACCAGAAUUACUGGGCUGUGACAACGAAGCUCGAAAAACACAGGUUAAUAGAGAAAAUAUUGAUGAAAUAGUUAUGAACAAGUCAUUUUCGACAAAGGUAGAAUUAACAAAUAGUGAAAUACAAGAUUGGGAAAUACAACAAACAUCAAUGGCACAUACAAUAACAAAUAUUAAAAUGAUUAAUCCAAUAAAAGGCUUUGUUAGUAAACGAAGAAAACGUUUUACCAAAGAUGGUUUUGAUCUUGAUCUUACCUAUAUAAGACCUAAUUUAAUAGCAAUGGGUUUUCCAGCAGAAAAACUUGAAGGUGUUUACAGAAAUCAUAUUGAUGAUGUUGUUAAAUUUUUAGAAGCUAAACAUAAAGAUCAUUAUAAAAUAUAUAAUUUAUGUUCAGAAAGAUCAUAUGAUGGUAAAAAAUUUAAAGAACGUGUUGCAACAUUUGCAUUUGAUGAUCAUAAUCCACCAAAAUUUGAAAUAAUAAAACCAUUUUGUGAUAAUGUACAUGAUUGGUUAUCAAAAGAUGUUAAAAAUGUUGCUGCAAUACAUUGUAAAGCUGGUAAAGGUAGAACAGGUGUUAUGCUUUGUUGUUAUUUACUUCAUAUUAAAGAAUUUACAAUAGCAGAUAGCGCACUUGAUGAUUAUGGAGCUCAAAGAACAACUGAUAAAAAAGGUGUUACAAUACCAUCACAAAGAAGAUAUGUUGAUUAUUAUGCUAAAAUUAUACGAGAAAAUUUAUCAUAUGAACCAGUUGAAUUAUUUUUACGUCAAAUUAUAUUAAAAUCAGUACCUUGUCAAUUGAUAAAUAGUAAUCAAAGUUCUGUUGGUAUUGCUAUUUCAGAUCAAAAUAAAAAAAAAACAUACAAUUCUGAUAAUAUUAAAAUUAAAAAAGGAAAUAAUGAUAAAGAACUUAUAAUAGAAAUGUUACAUCCAACUUCAUUAAUUGGUGAUAUAAAAAUUGAAUUUUUUACCACAAAACAAAGAAUUAAAAGCAAAGAAAAAUUAUUUCAUUUUUGGUUUAAUACAUUUUUUGUACGUGAAGAAUGUAUAAUAAAUGAUAAAAAUGGUGAUGUAUCAGUUGAUCGUUCAUCAAGAGCACUUAGUUAUGAUGGUAGUAGUAUGGAAUUAUCAAUGGUUACAUCAAAUACAAAACCACAUACAGGUUCACUUAAAAGUAUUGAUCCAAAACCAUUACGUAUUUUAAAUAUUGAUAAAUAUGAUCUUGAUGAUGCACACAAAGAUAAACAAAAUAAAUUUUUUCCACAAGAUUUUAAGGUUACACUGUGGAUGGAUAAAGCAUGUAAUAUGUCAACAAGUAAAUUAACAACAACAGAUGUAGGCUGUUCAGAUGUUAGUUUACCUGGACAAGAAACACCAAGUGAAUCUGAAGGUUCUGAAUGUUCAACAACUAGUGAUGAAGAUGGCUGGGAAUCAGGUCUUCAUCUUAGCAACUGGACAAUAACAAAUCACUCAUUGGAUGAUGGACCAAUAAUCUAACAAAUGUAACAUCAUCUUAAUUGAACAUUUGCAUCUUGAUGAUAUAAAAAAACAAAAAAACAAUUUAAAUAUUAUUAAACUUACAGUGUUUUUUUUUAUGACGCGUUAACAGUGAUUGUUAUCUAAAAAAAAUAUAAACAAAUUUAAAAAAUAAACAGUGAAUAAAAUAAUUGUGGUGUUCAAAUUAAAACAACAAAAAAAAAAAAACCAAGUAGAAUAAAAUAUAAUAGUAAUAAUAAAUAAAUUAAAAUUUGACUUUGUGAUUUUGUUAAUGUUAAAUUAAUUUUUCUUUUCUUCAAUUAUGUUAAUGGCUUGUAAGAGUAUUGGCAUGAUUCAAUUGUUACUAUUUUUUUUUCAUUAAAAAAAAAAAUUUGUUAAAACAACGAAUUGUUUAUAAAUAUUAAUAAUAAUAAACAAUGAAUUUGCGAUAAUGAAUUGUAUUAUAAAAAUUAUAUUGUGAUAUUUAAUAUUUGUAUGAAAAAUAAUUCAUUUUUUUUUUUUCUUUUUUUUAAACUUUUUAUUCAUAAUCACAUUAAAUUUUUUUUAUUCGCAUUCACCUUUGGCAUGAACAUGUUUUUUAUUUAUAUUUUCAUAAUUAUGCAUGUGUAAAAUAAUUUUUUUUUUACACGCUAGUGUAUUUUUAUAAUUUUAAAAUGAAAAAAAAAGAUAUUAAAUUAAACAUAAACACGUUAAUCAUUCACCAUCAAAACAAGUAAUUGAAAUAUAAUAAAAAUUAAUUUUUAAAUAAUUAAAAUUGAUAAAUUAUUUAAUGAAUGAGUUUUAAAAUAAAAUUUAUAAUUAAAUAAUGUUUUUUUUUUUAUAAAAACAAACGUUGUAUGUUAUAAUUCAGUGGACAUGGAUCAACGAGUUGGCAGAUAUCGUCUACUUUCUGAUGGAGGAAUGAUUGAUGUUUUGUAAAAUAAUCAUCAAACAUAAUUUCAUUCAUCCCUUCAAGCUUCAAGUAUCACAAUUAAUUAUCAUUCACAAGCAGAAAUAUAAUUAAAAAACAAACAUAUUCGUCCCAUUCUCGGGGUUUUUUUUUUUUUCCAUUUAACUGUUCAUUGAUAAUUUUAAUUUGUUCAAUAAUUAUCAUUUGGCUUUUAACAAUAAUGCAAUUUAAUUUGUUUAUAAAUUUUUGAAAAUAUAAAUAUUUAACUCAAAGUGUUGUAAACAAAAAAAAUAUAUAUAAAAACAAUUUGUAAAUUUAUUUCGAAAUUGAUUAACUAUACUUGAAAUAGUAUUUUUAAAUGAUUAAUUUACAAAAAUUUAUAAAAACAAGCUCACAGAAUUGUCUGACAAUCUUUUAUUAACAAAAAUUGGCUAAAAAAAAUUUACAUUUAUGUGCGCUGAAAACAUAAAACUAUAUUAUUUUUAUCAUAAAAUACAAAUUGAUUUAUAAAAAAAGAAAAAAAUCUGAUGUGAUUGAUCUUUAUAGUUGGUCCUAUUUUUUUUUUAAUCAUCAAGUUUUUAUUUUUCAUAUAAAAAAAAAAAAAAAGAAAAAAAAAAACGAGAAUAAAAGAUGUAAAAUCAAAUAAUGAAAAAAUUAUUAUCAAAGUAAUAAGAUGAAAAAUUAAUAAAUAUAUAACACGAUAAAAAUUUUACGAUAUAAAAUAGUAAGACUAUUUUCAUAAGUGAUAAAUUUUAAGUCAAUAAUUAAAUGAGUAGAUGAAUGCUGAAUGAGUGAAUGUCAAAUUGAUAAAUAAAAAAAAUAAAUUGACGAGUACUUUGAACAAGUGAGUGUAAAAGUUAAAAAUUCAUUUUUAAAUAUCAUCAUACUCAAAAUAAUAAUAAUAAUAAAACAAUAGCAAUUAAUAAUAAUAUAAUAUAAAUUUAAAAAAGAAAUAUAUUGUUAAGUCGGAGCAAAAGAAAAACAGUCCCUCAGAAUUUUUUUUUGUCAGAUUUUGUUAAUUCGUAAAUUGAUUUAUCAUUAAAUUAUUUUUAUUCCUUUUUUUUUUUUGUAAAAAUAAUAAUAAUAUUUAAUGUUAAUCUGAGGUACUGUGAUUUUUGUGCACUACUAAAAAAAUUACAAAAGAAAAAUAAUAUAGUAUAAAAUAGUUUUCGAGUCUUUCAAUUAUUUACAUGUCCGAAAUUUGAAUAAAAUAAUUAAAAAUUUAAUGUGAUUAGAAAAAAUCAUUUUUUAUAAAAAAUAUAUCGAUGUAUUUCGAUGAAUAUAAUAAUAUAAAAAUAUAUUAUAAAGAAUAUAUAAAAUAAAAAAUAAUAAAACAGACUGGUUAUAUUUCUGAAAUAAUGAAUAAUUUUCAUUUGGAAAGUUUUAAUAAUAUUAACGUUUACUCGUAAAAAUAUAAUUCAAAAAGCAAAAAAUAAAAAAAUAAUGAUAAAUGUUUAUAGCGAGUUUGAAUACUAUGGUUAAUGUACAUUUUAAAAAUGUAUCUUUCCUGCAUUUUUGUGAAAAAUGCAAAUGAAAAUUAUGUAAAUGUUUCAAUCAAAAGAUAAAAUAUAUUUAUGAUGAUAUUUAAUAUCAUUAAAAACCAUUGAAUCAUGUAAUUGAUGAAUCUAUUAAUUUUCAAAAUGAAUAAACUUGUAAUUUUUAUUAUUUUAUAUUACUAAUAAUAGUCAGCUUUAUAUAUUUUUUUGUGCAAAAAAAAAACAAUUGAAAAAAUAAAAAAACCCUUAGACAUGAGAAAACAAUUAAAAAUGAAAUAACAAAUUGAAAAAGAAAAUUAAAAAAAAUAUGUUUAGUCGAUAUUCGCACGUGGUGUACCUAGUAAAUUG